AUGCUAUCAAAAUAACAAUAAUAAUUGUAAGAGAUAGUAUCCUAGAGCAUAUUGAAGAAGUAUGUUUGAAUAAUAAUUAGAUCUGCAACCAAGACAUCUUAAAAAUUGAGUUAAUCAUUAAAUCCUAAUGGAUUGAUAGGUUAAUCUUUAAGUCCAACUCAAAAAACAAAUUAAAGUAUGGGAUUAAAAAAAGGGAACAAUCUAAAAUAGUAUCAAUAAGAUUUGCUUAAAUUGAUGACAAGCCAUAAACAAUUAUAAUCUGGUACUAAAAAAGCCAAUAUGUCGGAUGUGAUGAGUUAAUAAAAGGAAUCUAAACGAAUAUCUUCUGGCACAAGUUAACCUCAAAAAUCAUAAAACUCAAAUAAAAUUAGUUUUGUAAAUCCAGCUAGUUAGAUCAUAAUAAUUGUUAAUUAUGAAAAUCAAUAAAUAAAGUUCAACAUAGAUCCUCAAAAAUCAACAGGAUGGUUGGAAGAAUAUUUGAAAUAAGAAAUAAAGAAACAUUCUAUUCAUUAAUAUUCAUCUACAGGAUCUUAACCUGACGAAAGAAAGGUAACUUGCGGAACAGGGAAUGAAUCAUCAGAUUUGGAAAUAGUGUCAUUUCACACUGUUGAUAAGAAUUUACCAAUCGAUUAUUAUUUGUAAUAAGCAAAUAAAAGUCUAGAAAUUUUUAGUGGAUAAACACUAAAUCUCUAACCAUUUUAUGGAACUCCUUAAUAAAGUAAAAUAACUCUGAAAGAUUUUAUAUUUGUAAAAUGCAUAGGAGUAGGAGGAUUUUCAAGGGUUUAUAUGGUAAAGAAAAAAUCAAAUGGAAGAUUUUAUGCUAUGAAAUUGAUUGACAAAGAAUUCAUAAUCCAACAUAAAAAGCAAGGUACAAAUAGAAUAUAAUUUUUAAGGGAUUGUAUAAAAUGAGAGAGACAUAAUGACCGUGCUUGAUCAUCCUUUUAUAAUAAAAUUGGAGUAUGCAUUUGAAUCCAAAAAUUUUAUUGUCUUUGUAUUAGAAUUUUGUAGUGGUGGUGAAUUGUUUUGGCAAUUAAGAUAAGUUAAAAGAAUGACUGAAGAUCAAGCUAGAUUUUAUUUUACAGAAAUUUGUUUAGCUAUGUUUUAUUUACAUUCAUUGUCAGUUGUCUAUCGGGAUAUAAAACCAGAAAAUAUUUUAAUAGACAUCGAUGGUCAUAUAAGAAUAGCUGACUUUGGUUUAUCGAAGCCCAAUAUGACUGAAGAAGACUAUGCUUACAGUUUUUGUGGGUCACCAGAAUAUAUGGCUCCUGAAAUGCUAUUGAAAGUAGGGCAUAAUGUACAGGUUGACCACUAUUGCAUGGGGGCAUUACUCUUUGAAUUAGUCACAGGAUUGCCUCCCUAUUAUUCAAGGGACACAGAUGAAAUUUAUGAAUCAAUCCUUAAUGAAGAAUUAAGUUUUCCAGAGAAGUUAAAUUUAUCACCUGAAAUCAAAGUAUAAUACUUAAUUAUCAAAGGAUUUGCUUUAAGGAUUAUUAUGCAAAUAACCAUCUGAGAGAUUAGGGGCAAAUAAAGGAUUAACUGAAUUACUUACCCAUGCUUGGUUUAAAGACGUUGAUUUAGUGGCAAUUUUAUAAAAAUAGAUUCCCCCUCCAUUUAAGCCUAAUUAAUUGAAAUUUAAUUAUGACUCUAAUGAUUUAAUGAAAGGUGAAUUAGAAACAAGAGAAAAGCUAUUGGGAAAAGCAGGAUUAUAAUAAGAAAUCAGAAUAUUUAAGGCAUUCUACUUUGAUUCUUAUGAAUAGAAAUAAAUGAAAAGUGAAUAGGCCAAAAUAUUAUAAUAACACUUUAUGAUGGUGACUUAAUAAUAAUUAGCAUUAAAUCAAAAAUUUAAACCUAAGAGAAAAAGUACUGAACCAAAAGAACAUUAAUCGAAACCUGCAUCUCCAUAAACUAGGAAUUCAAAAUAAUCAAAAUUUACACCAGAGUAAUUUCAAUCUCUUUAGAAACGAAUAAAAUCUUAGUAAAUAUUGAGUUCUAGAAUAGAUAAUCAUCUAUGAGCAACGUAUAAUAGAUCAGUACUAUUCCAAGUCCUGCUUAAUCUAAGUUAUAGGGUUUAAAAAGAAUAAUUUCCUAAAAUAAUUUUUUUGCAGAUAGAUAAAAUACAUUGCCAACAGGUUAAAAGGAUGGCAAUAUAGAUUACCAUUAAUUAUUAUCAAAUGUUUCAACAGAAUAAAUUUUACAUAAAAGAGUAUCGUCUUUAAAAUAAAGAAAAAAAUGA
Molecule: messenger RNA, 2233 nt
Organism: Paramecium pentaurelia
Lineage: Eukaryota; Ciliophora; Oligohymenophorea; Peniculida; Parameciidae
Source: the annotation of a GenBank genome assembly